UUGUGUCGUUUCCUGUGUGUGAGGCAGUUUGAAUCAAAUGUGUUGAAACCAAUGCUGGACGUACACAGGCUCUCUGUGUUCCAGCAUAAUUUUUACUAAACCGGCGGAGGAUUCUCGAAAUCUACUGCCACCAUGAAACUUGUCCGGUUUCUCAUGAAAUUGAGUCACGAGACUGUGACCAUUGAAUUGAAGAAUGGAACACAGGUACACGGCACCAUCACAGGUGUUGACGUGUCUAUGAACACUCACCUCAAAGCUGUGAAAAUGACUCCGAAGAAUAGAGAGCCUGCGCAGCUGGAGACUCUGAGUAUCCGUGGCAACAACAUCCGCUACUUCAUCUUGCCUGACAGCCUGCCAUUGGACACAUUACUGGUGGACAUUGAGCCAAAAAUCAAGUCCAAGAAGAGAGAGGCGGUGGCUGCACGUGGUCGAGGUAGGGGUCGAGGUAGAGGACGUGGGAGAGGAAGAGGACGAGGAGGACCCAGACGAUGAAGAGCCUCUGUUUCGUUACUCUCCUAAACAAGAAAGUUUACUUUUCUUGUCAUGGGCAAUAUUUUAAUAUCAAGUUUGAGCUUGAGAUUUCUCAGCAGGAUAAACUGUGUUUUUGUAUUUGUGUUGAUUUGUUGUUUUCUUAGAAGAUUAAAUCUUCAAUUCUUUUAUGAA
Alosa alosa (allis shad) is the source of this 663-nucleotide messenger RNA. RefSeq names its product small nuclear ribonucleoprotein Sm D1. The coding region runs from base 133 to 492 and encodes 119 amino acids. The record is from RefSeq and is a predicted model, not a curated record. Gene Ontology annotation, molecular function: RNA binding. NCBI's taxonomy places the organism in Eukaryota, Metazoa, Chordata, Actinopteri, Clupeiformes, Clupeidae. The transcript is spliced from 4 exons. Gene Ontology annotation, cellular component: catalytic step 2 spliceosome; U2 snRNP; pICln-Sm protein complex. Gene Ontology annotation, biological process: spliceosomal snRNP assembly; RNA processing.